Molecule: messenger RNA, 2195 nt
Organism: Perognathus longimembris pacificus (Pacific pocket mouse)
Lineage: Eukaryota; Metazoa; Chordata; Mammalia; Rodentia; Heteromyidae
Gene: Ifit3
Product: interferon induced protein with tetratricopeptide repeats 3
Exons: 2
Coding region: 181-1662 (493 amino acids)
Biological process (GO): defense response to virus
Cellular component (GO): cytosol
Molecular function (GO): protein binding
Source: RefSeq, a predicted model, not a curated record
UCCCUUUCACAAAGGCAAUUAUAGAGAAACCAGGAAAAAGUAUUUGCUGGUACACUACCCCCUCCUUUCCACCUUAUAUAGUCCCUCCUGCUUGGACUGGAGGCAGAAGGAGAGAGUUUCUGAAGAAGGAACCUGCCUGGUCCCCUGUAUUUCAGAACUGCAGAGAAGCAAAUCACCAUCAUGAGUGAGGCCCCCAAAAAGUCCCUGGAAAAAAUCCUUCAACAGCUGAAAUGCCAUUUCACCUGGAAUUUAUUCAAGGAUGGAAAUAUACCAAGUUAUCUAGAAGAAAGACUACACAGUCACGCGGAACACUUAGACACUGAGUACAAGGCUACAAUAUACAACUUCUUAGCCUACAUUAAACACCUAAAUGGUGAGAAUGAGGCAGCCCUAGAAUGCUUACAGAAAGCUGAAGAGUUACACCAGCAAGGCCACACUGACCAGGCAGAGAUCAGAAGUCUGGUCACAUGGGGUAACUAUGCCUGGCUUUACUAUCACAUGGGCCAACUCUCAGAAGUUCAGACUUACAUUGACAAGGUAAAACGUAUCUGUGAGCAGUUUUCAAAUCCUUACAGUAUUGAGUAUCCUGAGAUUGACUCUGAGGAAGGAUGGACACGACUGAAGUGUGGAAAACAUGAGAGAGCUAAAGUGUGCUUCCAGAAGGCUCUUGAAGAACAGCCCAACAACCCUGAAUUCUCCUCUGGGUUGGCAAUUGCAAUGUUCCAUUUGAAUGAUAAUCCUCAGAAGGAGUCUUCUGCUGAAGCUCUGAAGCAGGCCAUUGAGUUAGAUCCUGACAACCUAUAUGUCAAAGCUCUAAUGGCUUUGAAACUACAGAAGACAAGUGCAGAGGCCAAAGGAGAACAGUUCAUUGAAGAAGCCCUGAGGAAGGACCCUUGCCCAACAAAUGUCCUUCUAAAAGCUGUCACAUUUUACAGAAAAAAGGGAGACCUAGACAAAGUUAUUGAACUGAUUGUGAGGACAAUAGAAUGCACACCAAAUAAUAGCUGCCUCUGUUACCAUAUUUUGUGUAGCUUCAUGUCACAAAUCAAAAAAAUGAAAGUCAAUGGAGAAUCUAAAGCAGGUGGAAAUCAAGAGAAGAUUGAACAACUGGAGAAACUGCUCAGAGACUGUACAAAGAAAGCUCUAGAAAAGAGGGUAAGGACUCUGAAUACAUGCUUUGAGCUCAAUGAGUUCCUGGAAACAGAAGAAUGCUGUCAGAACACAUUCAAUAAAGAGCUCCCCAAGGCUGAGAGCCAGCAUCUCCAUUCGAGGGAUUGCAGCAUUCAAGAGAAUCAUGGAAAGGCAGAAGACACUGCUGUUCAAAAUGGUUUUGAGAGUAUUUCUAUAAGCAAAGACAAACCUGAGAAGGAAGAAAGGAAAAGCCAAGUACAAAACAUGGAGAAAAACUUACUUCAGCCAGAUGCAGUGAGUUCUUGGUAUCUGCAAGGAUCAGUUCAUAAACGGAAUGGAGAUCUGUUGCAAGCCCUGGCAUGUUAUGAAAAAGAACUAGGCUACUUGCUUAGGGAGUCCCCCUCAGGCAUAGGCAGCUUCUUCCUGACAGCAUCGCAGCCAGGAGACAGCAAUGAGGACAAGGCCCAAGGUGCAGGAGCUUCCCAACUUUUGGACUCAUUCACAAAGGAGGAAGGAAAUUGCUCUGAGUAGAAGUGUGGGGUUAUGGAGAAGUCUUAGAAACCUAGUAGGUCCCCAGUUUGGGAUUGUUGAACCAUGUGGAUUUGUUUAUUGCCCUAAAGUACAUUUUGCAGCAUUAUCUCAUGUUCUUUCUCCCCUGUCCAUGCAGUCACACAGUUAUCAGGUUAACUUCAGUGCUCGUAAUCACUAGUGGAAAGUGCAUUAGGCCUACAUGAUGCUAAUUAGUUUGCAGUGUGCACUCACUCAUCCGAUAAUCUGCAUCCCUGCCCCUCUUGCCAACAACACUUGGGGACUGUCUACCAACAAUAGCUUCAAGCUUACUUCCUUAACUCCAUUUCCUUCCAGCCUUCUACACCAGGAUGAUUUGUGUUUGACUAAACUUGGAAUAUUUCUUACAUCCUAUUCUUGGUUUAACUGUGUCAUUUGUGUAUUUUUUGAUAGUGACUAUAAUAAGUGUAUAGACAACAGUCAUGCUAUAAUAAAUUUAAAAAUUUCAGCUUACAAUAUAGGCAAUGUGUCCCUUGUGUGAAUGACUUAAGGCAGUG